AUGGAUGCACAGCCCAAUAUGAAUAGCUGGUUGAGUUCAAAUCAUGCAGUCGAGCAGCCGCUGAGCAACCAUUACCAGGGCUGGUCAUCGACUGCGAGUCCCAGCAAUCAGCCAUCACCAGGUCGCCGAGAACAUGCUGUACAGCCGCCAUUGUUGACAACAGCACUGAGCGGUCCUCAAUACCAGGGUCUUGGGGCUGGUCUUGGACUAACACCGACGCCUUUAUCAUCAACCUCGCUUUCGAGCCCAUUUACCCACGGUCUAUCGCCUGCUGUUCCAUCGCCUAUUAACGGCAGAUCGGUUUCGUCGUCUUCGAUGGCGUCCAGAAACGCGUACAAUGUUCCUUAUAACCCCCAGGACUGGGGCCCACCGGGCAGGCCCCAGGCGCAGGCCCCGUAUCUUCAACCAGGCACUGUACAUCGUGUGACGCCGCAAAGAAAUAACCCGGAUGUGUCGUUGUCUCCACCUCCUCCGCCAUAUUCACCUCCCAGCAACCAAAAUCGAAUGUCCCAGGACUUCUCUGGUCAGAUGAAUCCUAAUUUUGCCGGAACGCCUUCUCCACCCGACAACAGGGAAGGCGGGUUUGACAUGCCUGCCCAGUAUCAAAGACGCUCAAACCGGCCACGACCAUUAUCUAUGGCUUACCCAGCUGACUCGGGGUCUCGCCAGCCGCUCCCUCCUCCACCUCCCCCGCAGGGACAUCCAUCGAGUAGAUCUGUUUCUCAGGGUCCAGCGGAGUACCAGGGCAUGCCCUAUAAUGAUCAAGCUACGCAAUAUAAUGCUGCAGGCAGCCACAGGCCUCGGGUGGCACAGUACGAUCAGGGCCAACCUUCAACUGGCUUUAACGGGCAUAUGUCUGCAGCACCAGCUCAUUUCGACACACCAACUCGGGCCCCGGCAUCUCGAAGAGCCGCAUCUGCUGGGGCUGUGGUAAGCAGUGCGGGCUCUUCAAGGGCAACGAGUGAGUCGCGAAAUCGAUCGCCGUCAAAUAGUAACUGGGAGCCCGGGAUGCCGCUUCCGCCACCACCUCCAGGACCCCCUCCCGCCGCGAGGUCCGUUAGCGUGAGUGGCUCGUCAGAAUCAUCUCUGAGAACGACCCAGAGCUCGAACAGGACGACGAGGAGGGGGCCUCCCGUGCUAGGAACAGGACUGGGAAGCAUCCCGCCUACGCCAGCUGACUGGAUAGACGAGGGAUAUUUGAACAGUCGACCAACGGAUAAUUUAUAUGUUGACACGGCAAAAGCGGCCAAGGCGCCAGAGCCGAACGAUGGAGAUCCUCACGACUCGUCUAAUCAGAGAACUCCUGGUAGUGGCGGUCUUUUCCGCAGCUCAGCAGUCCGCGAUCCAAGUGCCAAGGGAAUCCGUGAAAGGCGAAUUGAACGACGCAAUCGGCAAAGCCUGGUCCUCGAACCCCCAAGUGCGAUAUCGUCAAAUGGUAAUCCCUGGGCCGAUGCCCUAGAGCAAAUCAAACCGUCGAACCUGAUCCUACCAGACCAGACCAAUAGCCCAGAUCAAGAUCGGCAUCCAACGUCGGGCAAGUAUAGCCAAGCCCCUCUCAGUACCCGCAGCAUUAAAUCAGAGGGACAAUAUACUGGCUCCCGGCCUCGAACAUCGUCCAGCGCUCUCCUUUCGGAGCAAUCACCCUACGGGACUCCCAGACAGCACCCCAGCUCGGCUGGUCCCUCGGCUGUAUUCGCACAUACGCCUCCAUUUUCGCCCAAUCCAAAUGGAGUGGGCUCGUCGGCAUACCCCAAAGAAGCCAGCCAACCAGUACCACCAAAGGCACUACCAACUCCGCCUCUCAACUCAGCAAAAGAGGCCCGGCCACGCUCACGUUCCCGUGCACCCGGAGGAGCGGAAGACCGUCCACUCUCUCACAUUCUCCACAUGCCCAACGAUACUGUGUCGAUGAUGAAACCCUUGUCGCCACGCCGAACGCCGGGACAGCAAACGGCGCAGGUGUCAAUGGAAUCGAUCCUUCGACAAGACCCCGCUUUCCUACAGGAUGCGAUUCAACGACACAAGACCUUUAUUGAUAAAGAAGCCAGCGCCGAGGAUGACGCCGAAGCACUCAAAAUCUUUGCGGACUAUAUGCUUGCCGAAUCUCAGAUCCGACGCCAGCGGUACUCGAAGGCCUGGGAAUCCUUCCAAGUGGAGGAUGUGCGUCGCAAUCUUUUCGAGUUGCCAGUCAAGCAACCACCAAAGCCUAAGCCCCAGCCAAAGCUAGAUAUCCCGCAAAACCGAGCGGGUCGACCGGAGUCUGCGUGGUGGAAUAACUAUCAGCCUUGUCUGUCGCCGAUUGCCAGCCUUAACAUGAGCAACGAUGAGAGUUCUCGAGGCCGUGCACCGAGUCGCUGGUGGGAGUCGGCAACCGGUUCUAGCGGCGAGGGGGCCGAGAGAAGGGUUCAACGAUCCAAGCGGGAGUCGAAGUACAUGGGCUUGCCUAGGGAGGCCAUGCAUGGGGACCAGGAGUUGACUCCUUCUCAGCCCAAAGAUGUGAGGAUGAACUAUGGGAAUACGGAAUAUGGCUCCGAUGAGUACCCGCCUGAGAAAGUCGGGUGGCAUGAAGGGUCUCCUGCAAAUUCCACGGGAACUGGAUAUCGCUGCGAAACCCGCAGAUUAGAUAUCUCGCGGUUGAUCACCCUGCCUCCGCCAUAUCCCCGCCAUCAUCCUGCUGUGAAUAACAGCCAUCCUGAUUUGGUCACUCAUCGAACUACGGUCCGGUCAAUUACUGAUCUCGCGGAGAUCAAAACCACCAGACAUCGGUAUAAGGCCGACGUGGAGCGAAUGCUUCAAGAGCACCAGCAACAAGUCGACGAGGGCCACCGCCACUUCAGGUCGAACAUCCAAAGCCAGAUCCAAGAGGGCAGUCUCACCUUCGCGGAAGCAGCCGAGGCCGAGGCAGCGAUGAUUGCCGAGGAGAACGAGCGAGAAAGGGCAAUGGUCAAACGCCAGCUAGACACGUACCAAGAAACAGUACUCCAGCCGAUGCACGCCAUACUCGUCGACAGAAUCAACAGGGCAACAACCUGCAUCGACCAGCUGAGCAGCGAGCUCUCAGACGAUGCACAGAGCGGGACACCGGAUCAAACACAGGAGGAAGGCGACGAGAAGCCCGAGCUCCUAGAGAAACUGACGCAACUAAAAUGGCUCUUCGAGGCCCGCGAACAGCUCCACCGCGAGUCAUUCGACCUGAUCAGCGACCGCGACGACAAAUACAAAGCCGUCGCCCUGCUCCCGUACAAGCAAACCAAAAACGAAGACAAGCUACGAGAGACGCAAGCAUUCUUCACUCAGGACGCACUCGACCGACGCGUGCAGUACGAAAACGAGGCGCUAACCCGGCUCGAGACGUUCCUGGACGUGAUCGAGCAGAACGUCAUGCGAGGCGUCGAGGUGCAGCUCUCCGCAUUCUGGGAUAUUGCCCCGUCUCUCCUGGCUCUUGUGCAGCAGGCGCCUGAGGACCUGCGCGGCUUCCAGGUGCAGAUCCCCGCUGAUGAAUACGAGGAAAAUCCGAGUUACCAUGAGCAUCCGCUGCAGUAUCUGUAUACGCUGCUGUCGCAUGCGGAGAAAUCGAGCUACCAGUUCAUUGAGUCGCAGACGAAUCUGCUGUGUCUCUUGCAUGAGGUGCGGUCUGCUGUUAUGCGGGCUAAUCAGAAGCUUGUGGAGGCGCAACGAAUUAAGCGUGGGGAGCCUGAGGAGCAUGUCCGGAGGGAGAUGCAGGAGACUCGUGCUGAUGAAGAGUUGGCCCUUACGACUGAUCUUAAGGAUAAGGUUGCUACGGUUGAGGGGCAGUGGACUGAGGCACUGGGGAGCCAGAUUGAGGGACUGAGAGAACGGGUGAAGGAACAGCUUAUGAAUGAAGAUGGCUGGGAGGAAUUGGAACAAUUGGAGGAAUAG
Molecule: messenger RNA, 3900 nt
Organism: Penicillium mononematosum
Lineage: Eukaryota; Fungi; Ascomycota; Eurotiomycetes; Eurotiales; Aspergillaceae
Exons: 3
Coding region: 1-3900 (1299 amino acids)
Source: RefSeq, a predicted model, not a curated record